GCUACAGGGUGGUUCAGAUAGACAGUCAGGUUGAAAUGAUUGUCACAGUGUAGUCAGAGUUUCUUUCUUUUCACACCACGUUAUGGCAGUUAUGGUUUGGAGUGUAUCCUCCAGUCUUGUUUGUGUUUUAUGUGUGAUCCUGCUCCCGGCCGUAUGGGCUGAUAUCUGCACCAGCUACAGGGACGAGGAUGGUGUCUACCAUGGUGUUCAGCUGUGUAGGUUUCAGUAUUGCUGUGGAAACUGCCAGAACAAAUAUUGCUGCAGUGAUCAGGAAAACCAGCUCAGUCAAAAAAAACAAGAAGACUGCCCUGGAAGGCCAGUCAGUGCGAAACAAAUUAACAUUGCUGCAAUUUUGGGAGGCAUCUUUGCGACCAUCAUUCUUAUUAUCCUCUGUGUGGUUCUCAUCAUCUGCUUUCUUUCUCCUUCUUGCUUGUUUUACAAGAAGUGUCGAAAAGGACACAACCAAAGGCGGCAAACUGUGACAACCACCAAUGUAGUCAACGUACCCCAGCAGCCACUCUCCCCCUCAGUAUAUCAGCCGUCCUACCCAGGCUACCAACCAGUACCUGCCCUGCAUGGAUAUGGAGGCCCACCCAUUCCCACUGCACCACCACAUUCAUACUUGGAAGCUUCGGAUCCAACACACUUUCCAGCUCCAUUCCUUGAUGGGCAGCCGAUGUAUCCCCUCCAACCUCCUUCUGCACUGCCAUCACAUUCAGACGAACUUGCACAGCCACCCUACAACCCGUCUUAUGGCCCAAACCCCUGAACCAGAUAGCUUACAAGUAAAGCCACUGCAUGUACCACCAUUCUCAAGAUGUAUGAGUGAAUGUAUGUAUUAGAUUGUGUUUAUUUAGCGGAAACAGACUUGUGGGUUGUCAAAUUCAAUUUAAAAGCAGUACAUCUGGUGAAAUCUUCAAUCUUAUAGUUAUGUAUCCAUAAUUUAAACCAAACUACCAAAAAUAUCUGUUGUUUCUUGCAGCUAUUACUUUUUUUGUGUUAACUGUUAUGAACAAUAAUUUCAGUAAUGAUUUUUUGUUUAGCAGUAUUCCAUUUUAGAACAUUUUAACCUUUAAACUGACAUUGAAAGACACAAAAUUUCAGAAGAGAAACACAAGUAUCAAAUACACAUUUCAAGUCAGGAGAGAAAAAAAUACAACAACAAUAAUUAUUUUUUUAAAAAAAAUUAAAAAAAACCAAACAAUCUCCUUAAACAUGAGCACAACAAUCAAGGCAAUGUUUGUUCAGAGAAUUAUUUCUCUGUAUAAUUCAUAUUCAUUCAUAUUCUCUGAAAAAAAAAUCACUAGAAUGAGUCUUGGUUUACAACAACUGAGGAGUUUUUGUAAAGGAGUUUUUUCCUCCUAUAAAAGGAGCACCCUUAUCUGUGUUACUACCAUUGUAACUGUUGACAUUAAGAAGAAACAUUAUUUUAACUGAUACAUUAUUUAAAACAGAACUAUGUCGUGAUGCAUCUACAGUCCCAAAUAAAUAGAAAUGCGUCUUGCCAGUGAUAAUAAUGAGUUGUAUGUCCCCCGUCAUUGGCGGCACUGUUAAUACUUGUGUUUGUAAGUAUAGGCUCUCAGUUGAACUACUAGUCCACUUCACUUUUUAAAAACUGAAACUGCCACUAGAGGUCGUCUGAGCCCUACUUCAAUAUAGAAGAGGGAACCAGUACAUGCAAUAUGCUUCAUUCUGGUGCUACACAGUAUUGUUAUCAAGCAGAUUGUUUUAAAUGCAAAACAGUAAACCUAUGACUCUGACAAAAAGGCGCGUCUUGUUAUGAUUAAGCAUGUUUCUUUUACUUGCAGAGAUCCAAGAUUAAAAUCCCAUCUGACUGCAUUAGGAUAGAUGGUUUCAUCCUUAGGCGGUAAUUAAAGAGGUGGAUACACUCGGUAGUCUCCCACCUAUAAACUUUUAGUUAAAUGGCUACAAGAGAAAAACACUGGGUAAUCCCCUAAUGUCUUAAUUACUGUGAUAUGAUGUAAUUUAUUUUUCAAAAACUACACAAUAUGUGCACUAAGUGAAUUUACAGUGCCAGUAAAGUAAGCCAGAUAGGUCUUCUAACACCAGCAACGCUCUCUGUGUUGUGUAAUCUGUGUCUGCACAGGUAGUUCUGUACAAGUCUUUGCUUUUUCAGCCCUUUGACUUGUCAUAGUAGGAA
This is a messenger RNA of Toxotes jaculatrix (banded archerfish), 2161 nucleotides long. Its product is annotated as protein shisa-5-like. The transcript is spliced from 5 exons. Bases 83 to 769 code for a protein of 228 amino acids. Lineage: Eukaryota; Metazoa; Chordata; Actinopteri; Toxotidae. The record is from RefSeq and is a predicted model, not a curated record.